GCUGAAGUGGGAGGAGAAAGCCAGCACACAGAUACGCAGAGUGAGGCUCCAAUAUAAAAGGGAUAGGUGCCUCCCUCGGGCACCAUCUCUGCAGCACUCUCCCUUUCAACAGAGCCGGGCAGGUCGUUAUCACCAGCGCCUUCUGCCACCCGGAAGCCACAGGAGGCUGUAACGAGAACAGAGGCCUUCCUGCCAGUUACAAUCAGAAACUACCUAAAAUAAAAAUUAUAAAAAAAGAAGGAUGAAUGGACGGUCUUUGGUUGGUGGCGCUGGUUACACCCAUCAUGGUCCUCUUUGGACAGAUCCUUUUGGAAAUAAUGCUGGUGAAGCAGAGCAUGAAGGCUUCGUCCAGCUAAGCUUGGCCCUGAUCGAUGGGCAGCAAGAACAGGAGCCAGAGGAAGAAGAAGUCAUGGAGGAUAUCCCUACAAUGAUUAAACUAGACCACGAUGAAAGCCCGACUUCAUCACAUCAAGAGAGAAGGUGUAUCCCCAAGGCAAUCGGCUAUGUUACUGGUGAUAUGAGAGAAUUUGCCAAAUGGCUUAAAGACAAACCUGUGACACUCCAGUUCGUUGACUGGGUUCUUCGGGGUAUAUCCCAAGUGGUAUUCAUCAGCAACCCCAUCAGUGGGAUCCUGAUUGUGAUAGGACUGCUGAUCCAGAACCCGUGGUGGGCUCUCAAUGGCUGUGUGGGAACAGUGGUCUCCACUAUGACAGCCCUCUUGCUGGGCCAGGACAGGUCAGCCAUAGCCGCAGGGCUCCAUGGCUACAACGCCACACUGGUGGGGAUUCUCAUCGCUGUCUUUUCAGACAGGGGAAACUAUUUCUGGUGGCUGUUACUGCCAGUAUCUGUUAUGUCCAUGACUUGCCCCAUUUUCUCAAGCGCCCUGAGCUCAGUGUUCAGCAAGUGGGAUCUCCCUGUCUUCACGCUCCCCUUCAACAUGGCACUGUCAAUGUACCUUUCGGCCACAGGACACCACAACCUGUUCUUUCCAAGUCAACUGAUCACACCUGUAAGCGAGGUUCCCAACAUCACCUGGUCUGACCUCAGUGCCCUGGAGCUGCUGAAGUCCCUGCCAGUGGGGGUUGGUCAGAUAUAUGGCUGUGAUAACCCAUGGACAGGGGGCAUCUUCCUGGCCGCCAUCUUCCUCUCCUCCCCACUCAUGUGCCUGCAUGCUGCAAUUGGAUCAUUGCUGGGGGUAGUAGCAGGACUCAGUCUCGCAGCUCCUUUCAAGAACAUCUACUCUGGACUUUGGGGGUUCAACAGUUCUCUGGCCUGCAUCGCAGUUGGAGGAACGUUCAUAGCACUCACCUGGCAGGCCCACCUCCUGGCUCUUGCCUGUGCCCUGUUCACCGCUUAUCUUGGAGGCACCUUGACAAACUUGAUGGCUCAUGUUGGACUCCCAUCCUGUACCUGGCCCUUCUGUUUGGCCACACUACUGUUCCUUUUGAUGACCACAACAAACUCCAACAUCUACAGGCUGCCCCUCAGUAAAGUCACUUAUUCUGAAGAGAACCGCAUCUUCUACCUACAAACCAGGAAAAGGAUGCUUGACAGUACACUGUGAGGGUGACCUCACCCCGGCCAUGGUCACAGCCAUUUCUGACAACUGCUCCAGUUGACUUCCAGAGACUCAGCACACUUACUGUUCACCAGGAACAACAUUCAUCCACCUGUUCUUUUCCUUUAUCUUUUUGACUCCGGGAAUAUCAUUGUGCAUAUCAGAGCCACAUCCAGGGGAUGUGCUCUGGUAUGGAAUUCUAAACCCCAGUCGGGGUUGGCGCUAAGACUGAAAUGUAUUUAUAAAGUCAAAAUGCUCCAACGAAAAGUAGUGAAAGUGGAGCUAAUAACUGAUAUUUAUUGAUAUUUUUGGUAUAGAGUUGGCCAAAUGAAGUUAACAGUAUUAAAAAUUAAACUUUAUUAACCAACUAGGCCUUAUGGAAUUCGUGGUCACAAAAUUGAAGUCAACCCAGAAUUCUCAGAUAUAAACAAUUUGGCUUUUAAAAAUCAAUGCAAGUGACAGAUUGCAGUUUUGGUCAACAUCACAUGGGUACUGGCUGAUCACUGGGUUGGUCUCCAGUUCCCCAGGAGAAAGACCUCCAUAUUUGUGUGUGUGUGUGUGUGAUUCUCUUAUGGGAGAAGAUUGGGUUUUUUCAGGCUGGCAGUUGCAGGAGGGAGAAAGGGACUUUGUCAAUCAAAAUUAUUCUGUACUGCUACUUUUCUUGGAAAUUGCAAAUAGAUUUUUCAGGAGGUUUUAUUAUCUUUUUUAUGAGAAAAUAAUUUGUUUUCAGUGAAAUAAAAUUUUAAAAGUUCCUGCCU
This is a messenger RNA of Fukomys damarensis (Damara mole-rat), 2316 nucleotides long. RefSeq names its product solute carrier family 14 member 1 (Kidd blood group) (gene Slc14a1). Gene Ontology annotation, biological process: urea transmembrane transport. Lineage: Eukaryota; Metazoa; Chordata; Mammalia; Rodentia; Bathyergidae. Gene Ontology annotation, molecular function: urea transmembrane transporter activity. The transcript has 11 exons. Bases 242 to 1564 code for a protein of 440 amino acids. The record is from RefSeq and is a predicted model, not a curated record. Gene Ontology annotation, cellular component: membrane.